Molecule: messenger RNA, 678 nt
Organism: Acyrthosiphon pisum (pea aphid)
Lineage: Eukaryota; Metazoa; Arthropoda; Insecta; Hemiptera; Aphididae
Product: general transcription factor II-I repeat domain-containing protein 2-like
Exons: 2
Coding region: 1-678 (225 amino acids)
Source: RefSeq, a predicted model, not a curated record
AUGCUAUCUGGGGCAUUUUUAAAAGACAUUCUUACAUAUUUAAAUGUACUUAAUAUUGAGUUACAAGGACAUAACAAGUUAAUUUGUGAUCUGAUAUCAAGUGUAUCUGCUUUCCGACGAAAACUUGAAAUCUUUGAAGAAGAUAUAAAAAAUCAAGAUUUUAUUCAUUUUCCAACAAUCCUUGGAUAUAAAAAGAAUUCCGACAUAGACUGCAGUAUGUUUUUAAGUUUUUUGUCGGACCUUGGUGAAGAAUUUGGUAAGAGAUUCAAAGACUUUGCAGAAAUUGGAAAACUGUUUCAAUUUUUAAAAAAUCCGUUUGAAGUUUCUCCGACUGGAGAAUGGAUUGACGUUGCUACAAAAUUAUUCAGACUUCCAAAAUCUUCACUUCAAAUGGAAAUUAUUGAUUUGCAAGAAGAUAUCUCAUUGCAAAUGAAUAAGACUUCGUCUACUGAAGAUUUUUGGAUAAAACAUGUCUUGGAUAAAUACAUGAACUGUAAAACCCUUGCCAUAAAAUUAGCUACUAUGUUUGGCUCCACUUAUGCUGGGCCGAAAGAAGGAAGAAUUUUUGACGGACUUGUCGAGAGGCCUGACGAAAGUGCAUGGAAGGCGACACGUUUUAGCCCCGUGCCCCCACCUCAGGUGAUACCAGCACCAUCCUUUGGUGUGGAGCGUGACUGA